Messenger RNA from Cyclocybe aegerita, 735 nucleotides. The record is from the annotation of a GenBank genome assembly. NCBI's taxonomy places the organism in Eukaryota, Fungi, Basidiomycota, Agaricomycetes, Agaricales, Hemipholiotaceae.
AUGGAUUUGAUGUCGCCGAUCGGCUCCUCUGGCUCACUGGCGGCCAACGCGGACACGCAACCCAUGACUCUACUAUCCAUCCUUCUCUCCUUCCUCCCGAUACCGCAACCACCUUCAGCUGCUAUGGCCCCAACCGCUGCAGAGUAUGUCGCCAAGCACGAGAUACCUGUCUCAGAGGUCAAGCUCGAUUCUCGUGCAGCACGACCUCAAAUCGUCGGCCCUGAUACGCCCGAGGCCCCCUUUCCCAUUGCUCUAGACGGCCCCGUACAGAAGGGAUUUGGUCGAGGCAGCAAGGACUUAGGCUGCCCAACUGCAAAUCUGCCGGAUGAGUCAAUCACACCCAUCAGUUCGGUCGCGAAGACGGGCGUAUAUUAUGGUUAUGCCCAAGUCAUUCCUCCAGCAGAGCAUCCAGAAGGAUUCAGUCUUGAAGAUCUAAAGGUCUUGCCGAUGGUCAUGAGCCUGGGUUGGAAUCCCUUCUACAAGAACGAGAAACUGACGGCAGAAAUUCAUAUCAUUCACGAAUUUGGGAGGGACUUUUACGGUUAUGAGAUGAGGGCAAUCGUUCUUGGUUAUAUUCGUCCAGAACUCGACUAUAUCUCCAGAGAGGCCUUAAUUGAGGACAUAGAAGUCGACAAAUGCGUUGCACUAAAUUGCCUCGAAAGGCUCGGCUACAAGCUGUAUGCCAAAGACUCCCACUUUAGGCUGGGGGCGUCGGAGACGAAGUCGAAUAUGUGA